GAGCGUUUUAUUGUUUUUGGCAUUCGUUUGAGUUAAUAACGCUGUUUACGUUGACGGAUAACUUGGCGGGACAGGAAACGCAAUUACCAACCGCAUUAAGCCAAACUACAAUUACAAUAAACACGAAAAUCAUCCACACACCGCAGACCAACAGCAAAACAAAAGGAAACCGUGAGAGAGCAAAAACAGCGGUAAAUUCGGCAAAUAACGUUACACAACCCCACUAAAACUGCAGCCAGAACCAAGAGAGAAAGAGAGCAAAAGGAGCAAUGGGUCUACUGAGCGAGGGCAGUCCACUAUCCUGGGAGGAAACCAAGGCACUGGCGGAUCAUGUGCGUGAACACGGUGUCAAUCAGUUCAUCAACCUGUACCACAGACUCAAGGAUCGCCAGGGUGAUAUACUCAAAUGGGGCGACGAGGUGGAGUACAUUAUUGUAAAGUUCGACGAUGAGGAAAAGGUAGCCCGAGUGGCCCUGCGUGCCCAGGAUCUGCUGGCCCAGCUGAACGAGAAGGAACUGGCCGAUCCCAAUGGCGUGAAGUCGCUGUGGCGUCCGGAAUACGGUGCCUACAUGAUUGAGGGCACUCCGGGCAAACCCUUUGGCGGUCUGAUGGCCCACUUCAACCUGGUGGAGGCCAAUAUGCGCUAUCGUCGCGAAGAAGUCACCGAGCUGCUGGGCAAGGACGAGUGCGUCAUGUCCAUCACGAACUUCCCGCGCCUGGGUGCCCCCAAUUUCACCUAUCCGCUGGCCCAGCCACGUCCCGAGGAUCCACUCAGUUCCGCUCGCUCGCUCUACUUUCCCGACGAGGCCAUCUUUCCCGGUCAUCCGCGCUUCAAGACCCUCACCCGUAACAUUCGCAAGCGACGCGGCGAAAAGGUGUCCAUCAAGCUGAAGGUUUUCAAGGAUACAAAGACCAAGUUGCCGGUGGAGGGUGCCCCACCUGGGGAGCCGGAUGUGGUGCUCCUCGAUGCCAUGGGCUUUGGCAUGGGCUGCUGCUGCCUGCAGCUGACCUUCCAGGCCUGUAACAUCACAGAGGCACGCCGCCUCUACGACCAGCUGGCGCCCCUUUGUCCCAUCAUGUUGGCCCUGACCGCCGCCUCGCCCAUUUACAGGGGCUAUCUCACGGAAUCGGAUUGCCGCUGGAACGUGAUCAGCUCCUCGGUGGACUGUCGCACGGAAGAGGAACGCGGCCUGGCGCCGCUGGACAAGCAAAAGUUCCGGAUUGCCAAGUCGCGAUACGAUUCCAUCGACUCCUAUUUAUCACCCGAGGGGGCCAAGUACAACGAUGUGCCGCUCACCUAUGACGAGUCGGUCUAUCAGCGUCUGGUCGAUGGCGGUAUUGACCACCUGCUGGCCCAGCAUGUGGCCCACUUGUUCAUCCGGGACACCGUGUCGCUGUUCAGCGAGAAGGUGCACCAGAACGACAACGAGGACACGGAUCAUUUCGAGAAUAUUCAGUCCACCAACUGGCAGACCAUGCGCUUCAAGCCGCCGCCACCGAACAGCUCGAUUGGCUGGCGAGUGGAGUUCCGCCCUUGCGAGGCUCAGAUCAGUGACUUUGAGAACGCGGCCAUUGUGUGCUUCGUCGUCCUGCUCACCCGUGUGAUCCUCUCCUACCAACUGAACUUCCUCACGCCGAUCAGCAAGGUGGACGAGAAUAUGCAGACGGCUCAGAAGAGGGAUGCCUGUCGCAAGGAGAAGUUCUGGUUCCGCAAGUCCUCGAAGACCACCGAGCAGAGGGCGGCCAAGGCUCAGGCCCAGGCCCAGGCUCAAGCUCAGGCUCAGGCUCAGACCAAUGGCAAGGCCACUUUGAAUGGCGGAGGUGUGACCGAGAAUGGCAAUGGGCCAAUGGCCAAUGGCAAUGGCAGCGAGAAUGGAGACCAGGAAGAGCAGCAGCAGCAGCAGCAGCCUCCUCUGACCAACGGUUCGGCCAAGAUGAACGGACACGGCGAUAGCAAUGGCACCAGCAACGGCACCACCAAUGGUUCCUCCAAUGGCUCCUUCAAUGGCGCAGACAGCGAUCACACCGACACCGAUGACGAGGAGAACGAGCUGUUCCAGCUGCUGUCCAUCAAUGAGAUCUUCAAUGGCAAGCCCAAUGUGUUUCCCGGUCUGGUGCCAUUGAUCCGCAGCUAUCUGCAGUCCAUGGAGGUGGACACCGAUACGCAUUGCACCAUUGAACAGUAUCUGCGCUUCAUCGAGAAGCGUGCCGCCGGCGAGCUGAUCACCACGGCCACCUGGAUGCGUGAGCAGGUGCUUAGCCACCCGGACUACAAGCAAGAUUCAGUGGUGAGCGAGGGCAUCAACUACGAUCUGCUGAAGCGCAUCCAGGGCAUCCAGGAGGGCAAGCACGUGGAGCCAGCGCUGCUCGGCCAGGGCUAUCAUUCCAAGACCAAAACGAAAGACUUCAUUCCGCCGGCGCUGCAGAAACAGCUGGCCAAGAACGGCUGCUGCGAGGAGAAAUGAUCGAGGAGCGCGCUGCGGACGCGUCCAACGCAGCUGGCCGCCGGUGGCCGGCGCAUGUGAUUCGGGUUUUGUGGGUCCGUUCGGGUGUAGUGUGGCAUAUGUUGAGGGCAAAGGCGAAAGGCAACGGCGAAAGGCAACGGCGAAAGGCAACGGCAAAACGAAACGGAUACGGCAAACGGAGCAACAUUUAUCAAUAUUAUUUUUAGCAUAAUUUAAAACGGAUUAACAAUUAGCGUGCACCAAAAUCCUAAUUGUGGACAAAUGUUUUGCGGCCGUGCGUGGCCUUUGCAAACGAAUGGCCGGAAGGCAGUAGGCAGAAGAAGGAGGAGGAGGAGGAGGAGGAGGAGGAGGAGGAGGAUGGACUAAGGAAUGGUUAUGGGGCACAGGAGGAGGAUUCCUUGCGAGGAUCCCCAGCCAGCCAACCAGAAUAUCCUCCCCUUGAGCAGGUGCGUCAUCGUUUCGAUGGGAUCUGAAGCCCUCGAUCGCAACCGAUAAUUGCAAUAGUUAAAUAGAGAACAACUAAGAAAUACGAAGUCUACUUUAUACCAAUGUCAAGAACUACUACAACAACAUAAAUCUCAACCAAGUGCCGUUCCACAAGACCUACAACAAAAAUAUGAAGAAUACAUAUAGUUCAAAUCGAGGCAAGGUUAAAAACGUCUUUCUGUUUGUUUUCGUUUACAUCAUAUAUAUUUAUUAUUCCUAUUAUUACAAAGUGCAAGUACAAUGAAAAGUUGUUUAUUUUUUUUUUUUAAUAGAUAUAUUUACACACACGCAAAACACAUAUGUAUGUCUAAAAGUGGCCUGCUGUUUAAACUAAAUAUGAUAAGUAUAACUAAACCAACACUUGUGCUAUUAUAAUUUAUUGUGUAUGUGAUUGUUUCACCAUUAUGAUACGAUUAUGAUUUAUUGUGACCACAAGCAAGCAAAUAAACGGAAAAAAUUGUUGAAUCUUUAAA
This is a messenger RNA of Drosophila elegans, 3424 nucleotides long. It is a transcript of the gene Gclc, whose product is annotated as glutamate--cysteine ligase. Gene Ontology annotation, molecular function: glutamate-cysteine ligase activity. The coding region runs from base 270 to 2465 and encodes 731 amino acids. Gene Ontology annotation, biological process: glutathione biosynthetic process. The transcript is spliced from 6 exons. The record is from RefSeq and is a predicted model, not a curated record. NCBI's taxonomy places the organism in Eukaryota, Metazoa, Arthropoda, Insecta, Diptera, Drosophilidae. Gene Ontology annotation, cellular component: glutamate-cysteine ligase complex.